Molecule: messenger RNA, 1315 nt
Organism: Echinops telfairi (small Madagascar hedgehog)
Lineage: Eukaryota; Metazoa; Chordata; Mammalia; Afrosoricida; Tenrecidae
Gene: GPSM3
Product: G protein signaling modulator 3
Exons: 4
Coding region: 284-775 (163 amino acids)
Biological process (GO): regulation of inflammatory response
Molecular function (GO): GTPase regulator activity; protein binding
Source: RefSeq, a predicted model, not a curated record
AACUCCUGCAGCUGGAGGCGCGAUUCCUCAUCUCAGUGCACCCCUGAGGCUAGAAAGGUCCCGCAAACAGUUCGGGUGGGAAAACAGAACUGGAGGAAGUUGACAGGGAUGGGCGGGGCCGCGGGGGUGUGGGGGAGCUGACCAGGAACCCAGCUUUCAGCUCAGAACCCAGGCAUCCAGCCCCCAGCUGGCCCCCACCCCUUCCAGCCCCCCACUCUCCUCUGGAACCCAGAGUUCCAAAUCCCAGCCACCCCUCCCCCUUCGGUUUCUCCCCUAUUGGGGGAUGGAGGCCGAAAGACCUCCGGAAGGAGAAGAGGAUGGUGAGCAGGACCCCCCCCAGGAUGAACAGGGCUGGCCCCCUCUGAACACCACCACUCGGCCUUGGCGAUCUGCCCCUCCAUCCCCUCCCCUGUCUGGGACAGGACAUACAGCAGCCCUGGAGCCCUGCGCGGCCUCCCUGCUCUCCCUGCAGACGGAACUCCUUCUGGACCUGGUGGCAGACGCACAGUCCCGCCGCCUGGAGGAGCAGAGGGCCAGUUUCUGUGUCCCCCAGAGCCCCCCAAACCAAAGGUCAGCCCAACCGCCCCGGCCCCUUGAGGACAGAGAGCAGCUCUACAGCACCAUCCUCAGCCACCAGUGCCAGCGGAUGGAAGCGCAGCGGUCCGAGCCUCCCCUGCCCCCGGGAGGACAGGAGCUCCUGGAGUUGUUGCUGAGGGUGCAGGGAGGGGGGAGAAUGGAGGAGCAAAGGUCCAGGCCUCCCGCGCACACUUGCUGAGACUUGAGCUUCCCCAUCCCCGGGUGCAAAGCUGAGAGGCCCACUGCCUGCCUUCCACCAGAGCCUGGGAAGCCCGGCCGAAAUCUCACUAUUCGUACCUGCCCCCCUGUGCCCAGCCCCCAGGGAAAGAGGAGGUGGAGGUCCUCAAACCUGGGGACGGGGAGGGAAAGGCCAGGCAGGGUGGUCCUGAGGCAGACAGGAUCCCGGCCACCGAGGGACGGACGCCAGCCCUUGGAUCUCACCGUCACCGGGUGGCUGGGAGUCUCCUUUGGGUGUCCAGCCUCUAGGUUGGUUUGCAAGAAUAGGUAAAACACCCGAGGCUGUGAAGGGAGACAGCCCGCCCUCCUUCCCGGUUAAAAGAAAGGAAGGUCAAGGGGGGCGGGCCCGAAUGGAGACGAAGCCUGCCCGCUGACGCCCACGCUGGCACCCCUCCGCCCCCAGGACUGUGAGGGGCCCGGGGGCUGUGGAUGGACUCGGGCCAGCCCCCCUGCCCUCAGGCCGAUGUUUUGGUGGUGUGAAUAAAUGCCAUUCCCCUCUGGA